Molecule: messenger RNA, 5208 nt
Organism: Symbiodinium sp. CCMP2592
Lineage: Eukaryota; Dinophyceae; Suessiales; Symbiodiniaceae
Source: the annotation of a GenBank genome assembly
AUGGACGUCGAAGAUCUGCGCCGCAUCGGCUUGCUGGAUCAUUGGGAGGCAUUGGACCGUAUUGCUUCAACGCCGCUGUCGGCAGAGGAUGUGGAGGAUGUGCUCGAAGCGGCAGAUGAUGUGACGCGAUCGCGCUGGAGCCCCGAAAAACUGGCGGAGCAGCUCCGGCUCCUGCCUGUGGCGGGCCUCUUUCCAGAUCUCUGUGCAGAGGUGGUCGAGAUUUUGGGGCGCUGGUACCAGCGCUUCAACCUGAAAACGUGGAGCCGCAUCGUCAAGGUCUGCAAGGGCUCGGCCCACCAGGUGCCAUGUGUGCUCAAGGAGUUGAACGAAAGUGCUCCUGUCAUUCAGAAAGUGCGGAGCUGGGUCGAUUCCCUGCCGACCACGGCCCCGAAGGCCUGCAUCGUCGACUUGGGUGCAGGCUUCGGAUUCUUGUCGAUGCUCUUGGCCGAGCUGCUUCCCGCGGAGCGUGUGGCGAAGUUCUUCCUCCUUGACAUGACAUACCCCAACCUGGGAGUGGGAAACUCCAGUGGUUCCACCUCCAUCGAACAUCUAAAGGUGGGUUGGAAGAUCCCCAUGUACACUCUAAAGGUCGACCUCAAAAAGAAGACGACCCUCAACCAGCUUGCUGCCCGCGUCUUUCGCGCGCCCGUCUCGGAGGAGGAUACUCGAUGGGCGCCAGUGUAUGCAUGCGGCAUUCACCUAUGCAAUACACUAGGGAUUCGUGCUGCGCAGCUCUUCAACGAGAACGUCGAUGUGCGUGGUUUUGCUUUCGUCCCAUGCUGCUUUCCGACGUCGCGACACCUUACACAGGACGUGAUUUACCAGUUGGGCGAACAUCAGUUUGCCGCGCGAGACUUCCUGGAUGCAAAGAAGAUGCCUUCGAACAAUGACCGCUUUUCUCGCUGGGCAGAGCACAUCCUAGAGGGUAUCGAUCCUGGGCCCGCCGGUUUCAAAGGCCUCGAACGGCACCGGCUUGUCCGGCCACGUCGGGGAAUGUUCGCACAGGACGUUUACAUCUUCGCAGAGCGGCCGCUCGAGGCCUUGCCCCAUGCGCCGUGGCAGCGCAGGGAGGAGCCGGAGGGGCGGGGCAAGGCCGUUGUCAUUUGGGCCAAGUACGGGCACGGCAAAGCCCGAAAGCGCGAAGUCCGCGAAGAGCGCGAAGCCGAAAAGGUUCAGUUGCCCAAGACAUGGCAACGCAUAGCGGCGCCAGGCCAGUGCCGGGGCAACAUCCAAGCGGCCUCCGGCUCCCUGCGCGUCGGGACGGCUUCUCCUUCGAGGUCCCUGCUCCCCGCGCACUGGGCUCCAGUUCUGCUCCUCGCGUCCAGCGGACGUGCUUUGCGUCGUGUGAGUCGCCGUGCUCAGCCACAGAUGAGAGUUUUCGGCAUCUCAGAUGUGCAUACAGACUGGGAGGAGAACUUCGAUCACUUGGCGGCUUUGCCAGUGGGGCCGUUCAAGGACGACGCGCUGCUAGUGGCCGGCGAUGUCUCUCAUGACCUUGGAGUCUUGCAGAGAACCAUGAGGCUUCUCUUGGAACGCUUCGCCCACGUUUUCUUUGUGCCUGGCAACCAUGACGUCUACGUCGGUGUGGCAGCUCAGCCCCGCAGUGCCUCUUUCGCUUGCCCGUCAGACGGCAGCUGCAGCGGGCGACGGCCGAAGGUUUGGACUCGUCCUGUCCGCUUUCCUUCCCAGAAACUGACAAUUGUCCCGCUCCUCUCCUGGUACCACGAGGAAUUCGACUCAGAGCCGGAUGUCCCGAUGUGGUCCAAGGCUGCGGCGCGGAGACAUAGCCGAAUAGCGCUGCUUGGGGACGAGAUGGAGUGCAGCUGGCCUCCGCAACUCGGCAAGACGCCGGCAGAGCGCAACCUGAACUUGGCCCAGUGCUUCGAUGCAGCAAACGACAAGCACGCGACGAAGCAGGCGCUGCAGAGGCCUUCUUCUUCGAGCGCCAGCGUGGAGAUGGUGAGCUUCCAGGACGCGGUCGCAGCGAGGAGGCGCGGUGAACACGUGCUGUCGAUGUCACACUUCUUGCCUCGGCUAGAACUCUUGCCGGAAAAGCGAUUUCUCUACUUCCCUCAGUUGGCCAAAGCCUCCGGCUCCCGCUUCCUCGCAGAUCGCUUGUCCCGGCUCCAGCCAACGCUGCACCUUUUUGGCCACACGCACUUCGCAUGGGACCAGACGCUGAAGGGCGUGCGCUUUCUCCAAGCCGCGCUGGGCUCGCCAUCAGAGCGUCAGACACGGAAGCGGGUCCUGCAUCUGGAGGGCGGCGUUCCCACGCUUCUCUGGCGCGGUGCUAGGACGCCGCUGCCGGCGCCCAAAGCGGCCCUCUGGUCGGACUACUAUGCUCGGUACCGGCGGGCUCCGCGCAGCCCAGUGCCAGGACCAUGGCUACGCUUUGGGCGGCGACGCAGAUCUGCCAGGGUGCGAAAGGCCGUUGCAAAGAAGGACGGUGCUGGAAGUGCUACGGUGUGUCUCGUGUGGGAUUUGGGCGAGGAUCCCGCAGAGCAGAUGGAUUUGUUGAGUUCAGAUGAGCGACAAAGAGCUGAGAGUUUCAGCUCCGACGGUGCUCGGAAGAGAUUCGUUUGGAUGCGAGCUUCCUUGCGAUGCAUGCUGGCAGAACGCUUGGGUCUCGAUGCAUCGAGUAUCAAGUUUCAGUAUGGCAUGCACGGCAAGCCUUCUUUGGCAGCUCCUUUAGCUGCGCAGCGCUGCAGUUUCAGCGUAUCGCAUUCUGGGGAGGUGGGGGCGCUCCUUUUGUUCACGCCCGAGCAGUCGGAGCCAGGACGCCUGGCUGCGCCUGUCGGUGUUGACCUCGAGCUGCAUCGGCCCAGGCCGUUCCGGAGACUGGCCGAACGCUUCUUCACAUCUUCUGAGGUGGAGUCUUUGGAUCAGGCAUCCUCCGAUCCUGACGACAUGCUGCAACGCUUCUUCGAGAUGUGGACAAAGAAGGAAGCGUGGUUAAAGUCUUUGGGCACUGGCCUAGCAGGCGGUCUGCACAACUUGGACUGCUCUGUGGCCGGCGAUGUAGAAGCGAUGAUGCAGGCUGUCGACGGCUCUGACGCUUCCGAGCCGUCGAAGUACGUUGUGUCCACAUUGCGAGAGGUGCCCCUGAAGCAGCACAGUCCGCUUCUCAAGCAGUGGAGUGCGAAAGGCUUGAAGGAGCAAGUUUUCCAGACAGGUUGGGCGAGGCUUCACAGGCGUGCGUUGGCAGUUUCAAGCAACCUGGUCCCAGGUUUAUCCGUUGCCGUGCCAUGUGGCACGCCGUUGCACUUCGACAACAUGUCGAAGGCGGGUGCACUGGCAGAGUCACCGGUUUUGGAGCCCAAAGUCGUUGGACAGGCCCCUGCCAAGCGCCCAGCUGCGUCCACUGCCGGUGCGGCAGCGAAGAAGGCCAAGGGCCCGGCCAUCGGCAAAAUGUGCAAGGAGAUUGCGUCUGCGCUGAAGUCCAGCAGCUACCCGAAGCAUGUCAUCGAGAUGUUGAGCCACAGCCUGCCUCUCUGCUUGGGCGAGACGAAGGAGGAGAGGCACGAGUUCCAGGCUCGCACUGUCGCGAUGACGGCGGAGGUGCUCGCAUCUGUCCAGGCGGACCUCGAGUCCAAGAUCUCCGGUGCCGAGGAGAAGAUCGCAUCUGGAGAUGCAGAGAAGACCAAGCGAGAGGCUGCUGUGGAGGAGACCAAAAAGGCCGUUGAAGAGAAAGCCGCCGUCAUGGAGACGACCAAGAAGGAGGCCGAGGUGGCCGCAGAGGAGCUCAGCGCCGCUGAAAAGGCCCACAAGACGGCCGAGCAGGAGCAGAAGGCCGGUGACACGAAGCUUGUCCAGGCAGAGACGAAGAAGGAAAAGCUGGAGACAGUGAUGACAUCGGUCUUCGUCCCGUGCAAGGAUGGUACCGUGGAGGCCAGCUCCAAGUCCAAGGCCAUCCAGGAGAUCACCAAGCUCGGUCGCUCCGAAGGCUUCGACACAGCGCUGCUGACAUCUCUGCCGUCCGCGCUGGACAAGGAGCCAGCAGCUCGCGGCACCUUUGACCACGUGGUGGUGAAGCAGGUCGAGGAUGAGUUGCAGAAAAGGCUCGGUGAGCUGAGCGAGACCCUGGCAGCAGGCGCCCCCGAGCGGGAGGCGCGUGCGCAGAAGGUGUCUAUUGCAGCCGCGCAGAAAGAGGCGGCGAAGGUCAAGGGGAGGGAGCGUGCUCUCGCCCUGCCAUUCAAGAACAAGGGCAAGGUCGCAGCCCUACGCGCCCUCACCAACCUCGCUCUGCCGGGGGACAUCGGGGGGAACGGCGUUUUACCCGGCCGAGCCGAUCAGCCGCAAGGGGGCGACCUAGUGAAGCACGCCGGGGAGAACAACAUGGCGACAGGGGCAGGACUCGAGAUGCAAGUAGACCACCAGGGGAAUUCCCCCACGAAAAGACGUGCGCCGGACAAGCAAGAAGACCUCGCACUAAACAUCGACAUCAUCCGGGAAGCCAUUCGGGGGGAACUCAAAGAUGCCCUCUCCGAUGUCAAACAAGACCUGCGCUCCUUUGCCACGCGGGUGGACAACGUUGAAAACCAGGUGACCAGGAAGAUGCAGCAGACCAUCAACCUCCUUGACGAUAUGACCACCAAGUAUGCAAGCCACGGGGACAUCCUGCAGCAACUCCAGGAAGCCAACAAGGAAGUGAACCUCCGCCUUGAGCGCCUCGAAAAAGGGGGGGGAGCUUCGUCCGAGGCCGCAAUGGACGUGCUGAAAGCGGUGGAAGCCCCCAUCGCGUUGGAUUCGAUGUUUGUUCCGGGCGUCCGUCGGGGAUAUGCCAUCGUCCCCAUCGACGACCGCCUGGGGGAGCACUUCGAGCAGCGCAAGCAGCGCAUCCAAGACGUCAUCGCCAAGGUGAGGGAAGCGAACAUACAACUGGGGAGACGCCCUGACGGGGGGACCAAACGCGUCUGGAUCGCUAUGAGCCAACCACCUGAUCGACGCCGCAGAGCACGCUUGGCAGCCAAAGUAAAGCGUUUGUACCUCACCUUGGGGGGGAACAAAGACGCACUGCAAAUGGAGUUCAGCACUGGAACCGCCUGGGUCGACAGCGUGAAGGUCAGCUCAGCCACAGCCCCGAAGCCUGGGGGGACAGAGGACGCUGGCCCUGGAUGGGUCAACCUAGCGGAAAUAGCCAAAGCUACCAGGACCACACAACAGGCAGUCUCGGCAGCCUGGUCUCCGCUCAACGCGGAGAUCAACUGA